Diabrotica balteata is the source of this 1770-nucleotide messenger RNA. NCBI's taxonomy places the organism in Eukaryota, Metazoa, Arthropoda, Insecta, Coleoptera, Chrysomelidae. The record is from the annotation of a GenBank genome assembly.
AUGUCACAGACCUUGAACCGGCAUUCGUUUCGUCCUUACUUUUUACUGUUCAGCCACACCAACUUACGAUGUCGGGCAAGAGUAGUAACAAAGCAGAUAACAUCGCUUAUUUUGUAGGAGUGGAUGUGGGUACUGGUAGUGUUAGAGCGGCUUUAGUCACGGAAUUUGGUGAAAUAGUGGAAUCAGCUGUAAAUUGUACAAGAACUUGGAAUAUCCAACCGGAUUUUUACGAGCAAUCUACUGAAGAUAUUUGGCAUGCAGUUGUCACAUGUGUCAAAAUAGUGACCCAAAAGAUUCAGCCCGAAAAAAUAAAAGGAAUUGGUUUCGACGCUACUUGUUCCUUGGCGUGUUUCGACAAAAAUGGAUCACCACUUACUGUGAGCCCAACUGGAAAUAAUCAACAGAACGUAAUCCUCUGGCUGGACCACAGAGCAGUGAAAGAAGCCGAAGAAAUUAAUAAAUUGAACCAUCCUGUUCUGCAAUAUGUUGGUGGAAGGAUUUCUCCUGAAAUGGAAACGCCAAAAUUGCUUUGGCUCAAAAGGAAUCUCAAGGAAACUUGGGACAAAGCUGGUUUAUUCUUCGACUUGCCCGAUUUCUUAACAUGGAGAGCCACUGGAGCUGAUUCAAGAUCCUCGUGUUCUCUAGUAUGUAAAUGGACUUACGAAAUGUCAAUAACCGGCACCGAAAGCUGGAAUAAAUCCUAUUUCGAACAAAUAGGCCUGGAUGAUCUGGCAGAAAACAACUGGCGAAAGAUCGGUAGCGUUGUAUUAGCUCCAGGAUCUGCAGUAGGAAAAGGACUGUCCCAACAAGCAGCUGCAGAACUCGGACUAGUGGCAGGUACUCCUGUGGGUGCUUCCAUGAUAGACGCACAUGCUGGUGGAUUGGGUCUCAUUGGUUGCAGGGUCCCCGGAGUAGAUCCUGCGUUUCACACUCGAGUUGGCUUGAUAUGUGGUACAUCUACAUGUCACAUGGCCGUUUCCAGAGAAGCUACUUUCACCCCAGGCGUAUGGGGACCGUACAAAAAUGCCAUGAUACCUGGUAUGUGGCUAAAUGAAGGAGGACAGAGCGCAACUGGAAAACUUGUAGACCAUAUCAUUGACACUCAUCCAGCUACACCAGAAAUUAAGAAGAAACUUGGUGAUAUGCACAUCCAAAAAUAUUUAAGCAACAUUCUAAAACAAUUAGCCAAAAAGGAUAAUCUAACGUCAGUUGCUUACCUCACUAAAGAUCUGCACGUUUGGCCAGACUUCCACGGAAAUAGAUCUCCAAUCGCCGAUCCAACACUAAAAGGAAUGAUCUGUGGACUUACACUUACAAGUGACGAAGAAAAUUUGGCUCUAUUGUAUCUAGCGACUAUGCAGGCCCUCUCAUAUGGAACUCGACACAUACUCGACACCUUGAAGGCUUCUGGGUAUAACGAAAUCAAGUCAACUUUAAUAUGUGGCGGACUCAGCAAAAAUCCAAUUUUCACCCACAGUCAAGCUGACGUUUGUAAUUUACCUACGGUAUGUCCCAACGAAGUAGAAUCAGUCCUUCUCGGGUGUGCUAUUUUGGGAGCAUGUGCAGCCGGACAUUUCGAAAACAUGACUGCAGCCAUUCAAAGCAUGGGUGGCGAAGGAAAAGUAGUGGAGCCGAAUAAGGAAUUGGUGGAGUACCACAAUAAGAAGUACAAAGUAUUUUUGAAGAUGUAUGAAGAUCAAGUUGCUUAUAGAAAUACAAUGAACUCCUAAUUAUGUUUUAAUAAAUGACUGUAUUUUAUGUUGAAAGAUA